CUGAAAACCCGCCGCCUGGCUGCGGAGGGGUGCCAGUGCGGGGUGGGCGCUGCUGGAGGCAGGCGGCAGGGUGGCGAGUUCGAGUCCCAGUCCCGCCUCCGCCAGCCUGACCGGGAGCUACUUCUCGGGGCUGUUGUAAGCCGCCAAGGGGCGGUGGUGUGGGGAGGCUUUGGGUUUUUUUUCCUUCUUCUUUUUCUCCUUUCCUUCCCCAUAUUUCUCCCGCGGAGGCCGCGGCUUCCUUCGUGGGGCACCGGCACGCCGGGAGAGAGUUGCCCAGGAGUUUGUGCGGACUUCGGGCCCCGGCCCCCGCCCCGCCGCCGCCAUGCCCGUCUUCCACACGCGCACCAUCGAGAGCAUCCUGGAGCCGGUGGCCCAGCAGAUCUCCCACCUGGUCAUCAUGCACGAGGAGGGCGAGGUGGACGGCAAGGCCAUCCCGGACCUCACCGCCCCCGUGUCGGCCGUGCAGGCCGCUGUCAGCAACCUGGUGCGGGUUGGAAAAGAGACUGUGCAGACAACAGAGGACCAGAUCUUGAAAAGGGAUAUGCCACCCGCAUUUAUCAAAGUGGAGAAUGCCUGCACCAAACUCGUUCGGGCAGCCCAGAUGCUGCAAGCGGAUCCUUAUUCUGUCCCAGCUCGUGACUAUCUCAUUGAUGGAUCGAGAGGCAUCCUUUCUGGGACGUCGGACUUGCUCCUGACAUUCGAUGAAGCCGAGGUCCGUAAAAUCAUCCGUGUCUGCAAAGGAAUUUUGGAAUAUCUGACUGUGGCGGAAGUAGUAGAGACUAUGGAGGAUUUGGUGACAUACACAAAGAAUCUAGGGCCAGGAAUGACAAAGAUGGCCAAAAUGAUUGAUGAGAGACAGCAGGAGUUAACGCACCAGGAACAUAGGGUUAUGCUGGUAAACUCAAUGAAUACUGUGAAGGAGCUAUUGCCAGUACUUAUUUCAGCUAUGAAGAUUUUUGUAACCACAAAAAAUUCUAAAAGCCAUGGAAUAGAAGAGGCCUUGAAAAAUCGCAAUUUCACAGUAGAGAAAAUGAGUGCUGAGAUAAAUGAAAUAAUCCGUGUAUUACAACUCACUUCCUGGGAUGAAGAUGCCUGGGCCAGCAAGGACACUGAAGCCAUGAAAAGAGCUCUGGCCUUAAUAGAUUCAAAGAUGAACCAGGCAAAAGGGUGGCUGAGAGAUCCAAAUGCACCUCCAGGGGAUGCUGGUGAACAAGCAAUAAGGCAGAUCCUUGAUGAAGCUGGAAAAGCGGGAGAACUGUGUGCAGGCAAAGAACGCAGAGAAAUUCUGGGAACAUGCAAAACACUGGGCCAGAUGACGGAUCAACUGGCUGAUCUCCGAGCUAGAGGACAGGGUGCUACACCAAUGGCUAUGCAGAAAGCACAGCAGGUUUCACAAGGUCUGGACUUGCUCACUGCGAAGGUGGAGAAUGCAGCCCGCAAAUUGGAAGCCAUGACAAACUCUAAGCAGGCAAUUGCUAAGAAGAUUGAUGCUGCUCAGAAUUGGCUAGCAGAUCCUAAUGGGGGCAGCGAAGGAGAAGAACAUAUUCGGGGAAUUAUGGCUGAAGCAAGGAAAGUUGCAGAAUUAUGUGAAGAGCCUAAGGAAAGAGAUGAUAUCCUUCGCUCCUUGGGAGAGAUCUCUGCUUUGACAGCUAAGCUGUCAGAUCUACGAAGACAUGGAAAAGGCGACUCUCCAGAGGCCCGUGCAUUGGCUAAGCAAAUAGCUACAUCACUUCAGAAUUUACAAUCCAAAACAAACAGGGCUGUAGCAAAUACCAGGCCAGUUAAGGCAGCUGUCCAUUUGGAAGGCAAGAUUGAGCAAGCUCAAAGGUGGAUAGACAAUCCUACUGUUGAUGAUCGCGGAGUAGGCCAGGCAGCAAUUCGGGGACUUGUUGCGGAAGGUCGUCGUUUAGCCAAUGUCAUGAUGGGACCUUAUCGUCAAGACCUGCUUGCCAAAUGUGACCGUGUAGACCAGCUGGCUGCUCAGCUAGCCGACCUUGCGGCAAGAGGGGAGGGAGAGUCUCCUCAGGCUAGGGCAAUCGCUGCUCAGCUUCAGGACUCACUCAAGGAUCUUAAAACACGGAUGCAAGAAGCAAUGACCCAGGAGGUGUCUGAUGUUUUUAGUGACACUACAACUCCCAUUAAAUUGUUAGCAGUAGCAGCCACUGCUCCUUCUGAUGCUCCCAAUAGAGAUGAGGUGUUUGAUGAAAGAGCAGCAAACUUUGAAAACCAUGCUGCCAGACUAGGAGCUACAGCAGAAAAAGCAGCUGCAGUUGGAACAGCUAAUAAAACUACUGUGGAAGGCAUUCAGGCAACUGUGAAAUCAGCAAGAGAACUUACCCCACAGGUAGUAUCAGCUGCCCGUAUUCUCCUGAGAAAUCCUGGAAAUCAAGCUGCUUAUGAGCAUUUUGAGACUAUGAAAAACCAAUGGAUUGACAAUGUAGAAAAAAUGACAGGGUUGGUGGAUGAAGCCAUUGAUACUAAGUCCCUGUUGGAUGCAUCAGAAGAGGCUAUUAAGAAAGAUCUUGAUAAAUGUAAAGUUGCAAUGGCCAAUAUUCAACCUCAGAUGCUGGUAGCCGGUGCCACCAGCAUUGCUAGACGAGCAAACCGUAUCCUACUGGUUGCAAAACGGGAGGUUGAAAAUUCAGAGGACCCUAAGUUCCGGGAGGCUGUUAAAGCGGCCUCUGAUGAGCUAAGCAAAACUAUAUCACCAAUGGUAAUGGAUGCGAAAGCUGUGGCAGGAAACAUUUCUGAUCCUGGUUUGCAGAAGAGUUUCUUGGAUUCUGGAUACAGAAUUCUGGGAGCUGUAGCCAAAGUCAGAGAAGCCUUCCAGCCUCAGGAACCAGAUUUUCCACCUCCUCCUCCGGACCUUGAGCAGCUUCAUCUGACUGAUGAGCUUGCCCCUCCAAAACCACCACUACCAGAAGGUGAGGUUCCCCCGCCCAGACCGCCACCACCUGAAGAAAAGGAUGAAGAGUUCCCAGAGCAGAAAGCAGGAGAAGCUAUUAAUCAGCCCAUGAUGAUGGCUGCUAGGCAGUUGCAUGAUGAAGCUCGGAAAUGGUCUAGCAAGCCUGAUGUGACUGUGAUUAAUGAAGCCGCUGAGGCUGGUGUAGAUAUAGAUGAGGAGGAUGAUGCAGAUGUUGAAUUCACUCUCCCCUCUGACAUUGAAGAUGAUUACGAGCCUGAGCUGCUGUUAAUGCCAACCAAUCAGCCUGUUAACCAGCCCAUUCUGGCCGCUGCUCAGUCUCUACAUCGGGAAGCAACCAAGUGGUCUAGUAAGGGUAACGACAUCAUUGCUGCUGCUAAGCGGAUGGCGCUGCUCAUGGCAGAGAUGUCUCGCCUGGUGAGAGGAGGUAGUGGCAACAAGCGUGCCCUUAUUCAGUGUGCAAAGGAUAUUGCUAAAGCUUCGGAUGAAGUCACUCGGUUGGCCAAAGAGGUGGCAAAGCAAUGCACUGACAAGCGCAUUAGAACAAACCUCUUGCAGGUCUGCGAGCGAAUCCCGACCAUCAGUACACAACUCAAAAUCCUCUCCACUGUCAAAGCUACCAUGCUGGGCAGAACUAAUAUCAGCGAUGAAGAAUCGGAACAGGCAACUGAGAUGCUGGUUCAUAAUGCCCAGAACCUCAUGCAGUCUGUAAAGGAAACUGUGAGAGAAGCUGAAGCAGCUUCCAUUAAGAUUAGAACAGAUGCCGGAUUCACCCUUCGCUGGGUCAGAAAGACUCCGUGGUAUCAGUAGAUGCUUGCCACAUAAGUAUUAUUUUCUGUAACAUAAAAUGCCUUUUUUUGGAAACAGAAGAAAAAUAUUAACAGCAAAAGGUGCUGUAAACGAGCUUAAAAUUAGCUUAUGCUAAUGCCCCAUUCUAAGGGUAUGAAUUAUAUGAAUAUGCAUUUCAAAUAUCUUCGGAAAGCAUUUGGUAUCACACAAGUCAAAAUUUCUUUUGAUAGUAGACGGUUUUUAUCCUUUGUUUGCUUUUGAAGAUUCUCUUCAUGAAUUCUGUAAUCCCAAAAGCACAUUUCAUUUAUGCACUGUAUAUUCUGGUAGUUUCCAUGUGAUGAUAUAAUACAUGGACUUCACUUUGAGCUUGUACUGAAAGUCUAGGACACUAACAGUGUUACUUGGCAGUGAUACAGGGAAAUCAUUGAUAUAUAGACAUUCAACUUUUCAAUACAGUUUCAGUUAGCAGUUCUUAAACCAUGCAGAAAUGAUGAGAGGUGGUGUUUUUUUUUUUUUUUUUUUUUUAAAAAGAUAAGGAAGGCAGAACACUUGUAAAGUGAGGUUGCAAGUCUUAUUGCCAAAAUGAUUUUUUUCUUGCUGUUAAUUUUGCCUGGUGACAAUACAUUAAGCCAACAAGAACUGGAGCUGUCCUUGUCACCCUGUUGUCAUCCUGUAGGUGGGCAUUCCAGAACUCUUGUUCUCUCCUGAAAUGCUUCGCAGUGGAUGUUCGUGGCACACUGGGCAGCUUAAGCCUUAUGGUUGAAGGCCUUAAAUCACAGAACUUUUUCCUUCUUGCUCACUUUAGUGAUAUGAAUGGAAAAAUCUUGUUCUCUUAAGCUAGCUGUACAUAUUCAAAACAAAUAUAAUCAUGUCCAGGACCAGAAAAUGUCAUGCCCUGGCUCCUUCCUUUUGAAAAUCAAAUGAGCACAUACACAGGGCAUUAUUCUACUUUUUUUCUUUUAUCCCUCCAUCUACUGUUGUUCUAGUCACUCAUGGUAGAAAUUAAAAGAUGAAUAACAAUGUUCAAUUCAAUAAGACCUUUUGCCUCUCUGCUCUUCUUUCCAGCAAUGAAAUAGCAGUUGCAUAAGCUUUUCUGAAUCCAAGUACUGCAGGGACACAAAAUCCUACAUUUAGGUAGUCAGAUGGCUACUGACAGGCAGUGGUUCCUAAUAUUAAACCUUUUCAGAUAUUUUUACUGUUUUUAAACAUAUUUAGAGGCCUGAAGUUCAAAAACCUUUUCAGGUCCUAGUAAUACUAAAUUGAACAAAGUGUUAGUAUGUCUUUUUAAAAAAAUCUAUUAAUAAAAUAGACUUGGGAUAUUUUUAUGCUUCCAUAAUCGAACAUGCCUUUAUGUAUAUUCAUGUUAAUUGCUCAGUAGUCUCCUUUGGCAUUUGACAGAAAAAGGGAGUUACUGUUUUAGAAUGGGUCUCUGUAUGUUUGUGAGGAACUCUUUCAAACUUCUACCCAGAGCAGCACUGACCUCAUGAGGACCCCUUAAUUUCCAUUUGCUAAAAAUUGUUCCGUGGUCAAACCACCUUGAUUAAAGUGCCCUUGUGGAAGAAUUGCUCAGUUAGUCUAACAAAUCAAGGGAAGAGAGAGACAAUAUAGUCUGCUGUUCUUUGCCUGUCUGUAACAGUUAUUCUAUACCUGGAUUUUCUUUUUUCCCCUUUCUACUGCACUGUUAUGUAAAAAGGGAAGUUAACCUGAUUAUAAUACCUCUGCCUCAAACUGACCGUAGCAAGAGAAAGCGUGUGUUCAUCCUUAAUUCACUGCCUGUGUCUGGGUAUUAUGAAACACAUGGUACUUAGGAUCUUUCCUUAUUGUUCUCUUCCUGUAAUUACCUGUAACAGGGAGAGGGAGGAAGAGAUGCCAGAGCCUUAAGCUGAAUGUCUUGCAUUUGGUUGGUUUAUACCAGAUCUUUAACAUAACUGUAAUGUAGUCAUUUCUAUUUAAUAGUAAAUAACACUGAAUAGGUAGGGGUUAUUUUUAAGCAGUCUUCUGAAUAGUCUUCCUGUAUUUCUUUUCAGUGCCCUCCCCUUCCCCCCCAAAUUCAGGCUUUUCCAUGAGAUAUUUUUUAGCAUCACUGUUUAGUUGCUUGACUGAUAUUAAUGCAAUAUUACUAAUGCCUUUAAUACAUAAUUGUUUAUGCCAAAGAUCACUUUUUGUUUAUUGAGGAAUGUUUGUGGGAAUGUUAUGAAUCAUGGUUGCCUUUGAUACUCGUUCAGAAUGUUUGCUAUGAGUUCUUGAAGUGUUUUGUAGAAGCUGAGAUGCUUGUCCACCUUAUCCAAUUACUGCUUUUUUGAACACUAUUGGUCUUCAGACCUGAAAUGCAGCAAAAUUUGAAAAAGACCAUGAAUGUUGGUUAGAAAUGUUUUACCACUAUAAAACUUCAUUUAUAAACCAAAAUGUGUUAUAUAGUCUAAUAUUUUCAACCUUUUUGUUUCUGUUAAAACAAUAAAAAUGCAUUUGUACAAAUGUUA
Dromaius novaehollandiae (emu) is the source of this 6192-nucleotide messenger RNA. RefSeq names its product vinculin (gene VCL). NCBI's taxonomy places the organism in Eukaryota, Metazoa, Chordata, Aves, Casuariiformes, Dromaiidae. The transcript is spliced from 22 exons. Bases 323 to 3733 code for a protein of 1136 amino acids. Gene Ontology annotation, cellular component: adherens junction; plasma membrane; cytoplasm. The record is from RefSeq and is a predicted model, not a curated record. Gene Ontology annotation, molecular function: alpha-catenin binding; beta-catenin binding; structural molecule activity. Gene Ontology annotation, biological process: cell adhesion.